AUGAAAACUAAUGUUCUCCCAAACCGUCUAUUCGCUGAUCACCAGGAGCCAGUCGGUGACCGAGUGAAUUCGUACUUCAAGCUCGACACAAUCGAUGUUAUCUUAAAAGCCUUCACACCAAAUGAACUAAGCGUCAUUCGGCCUUGUUUUGGGAAAAUGAUCGACAUGUAUCACAAACCUGCUCACUCUAGCAAACUCGCUCACUUUCUGCUAACCUGGCAGUUGAAGACGGAGAAAAGGCACGAGCUGUGGUUCAUUUUUGGCGAUGAAAACGUCACCGGCGAGAAGCUGGAGGUGAUGCUUAGGCACUCGAAAAAUAUUUCGAGCGAGCUGAAGGUGAAAUACGCAUAUCUCCUCAUCGUUGAUGGGCUGCUUUGCCGUAAAUCCUCAGGCAUGAAGAUCCCAAAAGAUCAUGCGGAGAUGAUUCGAGACCUAUGUUAUUUCCUCAGCUUCCCUUGGAGGCAGCACUGCCUCGAAAUGACUGUUCAGUGCAUCAAAUCCCGCUCUACCAAUCAGCUAGCACAGCCCACUGUAGCUGUUCAGGGUUUUAUACAUACGGUCCAGAUGGUACUCCUGGAGGCGGUUCCCGCAGCGCUGAUGACGAUGGGGGAAGAAAAUGGGAGUGAGUCAGAGGAGGAAGAGUGUGUUAUGGCCAGCACCCUCAAACUAGAUAAGCUGUGGAAUCUCGAUUCAUCGGGACAGUUAUAUCCUUUAUAA
Molecule: messenger RNA, 717 nt
Organism: Thlaspi arvense
Lineage: Eukaryota; Viridiplantae; Streptophyta; Magnoliopsida; Brassicales; Brassicaceae
Source: the annotation of a GenBank genome assembly